AUGUCAACAGACGAAGUAGACGAGCUGGUAGAUAUAGAUAAACUCCUAGUAUUAAUUGAGGCGAGGCCAGUGAUAUAUAAUAUCACUAGAAAGGACCACCACAAUCAAGAUGCCUUAGCCAAAGCCUGGCAGGAAAUAGGAAAAGAUUUGAAUGUCUCAAGUGCUGAGUGCAAACACAAGUGGCACAAUGUAAGGCCUUCUUACGCUAGAUACCUGCCGGACAUCAAGAAAAUGCCGAGUGGCUCAGGAGGAAAGAAAAAGAAAUGGCAUUUAGCAGAAGCAAUGAGUUUUUUGCAGCCUUACAUGGGCCCAACAAACAAAAAUACAUGCAGCAACGUUAGCCGCAAACGUUUACAUCAAGACGGGGACGUACAACCCCAUAAUGAAGACACUGAAACAGAAGUAGAUGAUAACACACACCUGGCCAUUAACACACAAGACGUUGAUGACUCUCAAACUGAAGUUGUGUCUGGUGAAACAGUUGUUGCCAACGACAAUUUCGAAAGCAAUGAGGAAAUAAAUCCUAGAAAGAAGAGAAACUUGGUGACUGUCGAUCGCACAAACAAGAUUGUCAACGUCAUGGUCAUCGACGAGGACGGUUGGCUGUCUGUGACAGCGGUUAGGGAGAGGCUGCUCGAGUACGAGUCGCUUUGGCUGAGCUUAAGCAAAUAUUAA
Messenger RNA from Homalodisca vitripennis (glassy-winged sharpshooter), 675 nucleotides. RefSeq lists its product as uncharacterized. The transcript has 3 exons. Gene Ontology annotation, biological process: regulation of transcription by RNA polymerase II. NCBI's taxonomy places the organism in Eukaryota, Metazoa, Arthropoda, Insecta, Hemiptera, Cicadellidae. The record is from RefSeq and is a predicted model, not a curated record. Bases 1 to 675 code for a protein of 224 amino acids. Gene Ontology annotation, cellular component: nucleus; transcription regulator complex.